Melospiza georgiana is the source of this 9164-nucleotide messenger RNA. RefSeq names its product family with sequence similarity 131 member B (gene FAM131B). The record is from RefSeq and is a predicted model, not a curated record. The coding region runs from base 58 to 1218 and encodes 386 amino acids. The transcript has 7 exons. Lineage: Eukaryota; Metazoa; Chordata; Aves; Passeriformes; Passerellidae.
CUUCUCCGCCUACUCGCUGCUGAGGCUGCCGCCUCUCCCCGGAGCCCCGCCGGAGUGAUGGGCUGCAUCGGAUCCCGCACCGUGGGAAACGAGGUGAUUGCAGUAGACUGGAAGGGACUGAAGGAUGUGGACCAAAUCAAUAUGGACAGCACGAGUUCACUGCAUGGCAGCAGCUUCCAUCGACCUUCCACUGAGCAAACACGGACGGAUUUCUCCUGGGAUGGUAUCAAUCUCUCCAUGGAAGAUACGACCUCCAUCCUUCCCAAGCUGAAACGCAACUCCAAUGCUUAUGGGAUUGGGGCUUUGGCUAAAUCAUCUUUCUCUGGGAUAUCCCGCAGCAUGAAGGACCACGUGACGAAGCCGACGGCCAUGGGGCAGGGCCGCGUGGCGCACAUGAUCGAGUGGCAGGGCUGGGGCAAGGCGCACAGCCAGCAGCAGCAGCACACGCACGAGAGCGCGCGCAAGGACGCCGACGCCUACUCGGACCUCAGCGACGGCGAGAAGGAGGCCCGCUUCCUCGCAGGGGUGAUGGAGCAAUUCGCUAUUUCUGAAGCGACUCUCAUGGCCUGGUCCUCCAUGGAUGGUGAGGAUAUGAGUGUAAACUCAAAUCAGGACAACCCAGCAGGCAACUACUCUGAGAACUAUCAGGAGCUGAUGGAGAGCCAAGAGCACAUGGCCCAGACGCAGUAUGACAGCUGGCCUCACUCCUACGUCUCGCAGGGCAUGUACUGCUUAGGCUCCUCCGAUGCCUGGGAGGCCAGUGACCAGUCCCUCAUCGCCUCCCCAGCCACUGGCUCCUACCUAGGCCAGAAUUUUGAUGAGUCCCAGACAAACCUUCAGGAAAGCAUUUUGCUUCAGAGCAGCUUUCUCCAGCAGCAGCAGCAGCAGCUGCAGCAACAGCGGCAGGAGCAGAACUUCAUCCAGAGCACGGGGCUGGUCCACGUGUGGCCCCUGCAGACUGCUCAGGGCGGGGGUGGAGCUGAGUCCAGCACGUACAUGGAGGACCACAUUGAGGAUGAAGGGAACCCGAGGCUGGAGAAGGCUCCUCUCCUAAACAAGAAGCCCUCUCCAGAGGAGGAUGAUGCAGUGUGCCGGGACCUGGAAUCUUUGUCUCCUCGAGAGGAGAUGGAACAUGCUGCACUGAGCCGCAAAGUCUCAGAUGUCACCUCCUCUGGGGUGCAGUCCUUUGAUGAGGAAGAGGGAGAAACAAACAACUGAUGCUUUCUGUGAAGUACUCAUCAUUGCUGAACAAAGAGAGGGGUGGCAAGGAAUGCAAUUACAGGGAUUCUUCUCUCCAGCUCCCCAUAUUUCCAAGCAGACACACCUUCCAUUCCUGACAUUUAAUUAUUUUUUUAAAUGAGGAAAAUCUCAAAGUGAUUGACACAUAAAAACCUUUUCUUCCCCUCCCCCAUGGAUACAUAUUUUGGAUUUUCAUUGCUCUGGGCAACAUGUGAUGUGCUUGGAGAGAUCUGGAUUGGUAAAUAAUUUCUAAGUCUUUUUAAUACAAAGUCUUGGCUGUGGAUACAAACUCUUCUGGUACUGGGGAUGUGGCUGAUGAGACAGGUUUGGUGUAGGGAGCAGCUUUGUGGCUAGAAUUCAUCUUGGCAGAAUGGACGUUGCUCUGUGGACAUGGCCCCUUUCUAUGUCGUAGAAUAUAUGAAUAUAAAUUGGUUUUAAAUGAAGCUGUGGCUUUGCAGAUCUAGAUUGCACUAGUGUUGGGAUUGUGGCUGAUGCAGAGGAUCAGGCCAUGAAGGAUGUGCUGUGCAACCAGGUCCUCAGUAGCACCUUGGUACAAGCUGUAGACUUGAUGGGCAUGAGCUGUGCUCCCAGAGCCUGGGCUGUGCUGCCAGAGUGGCUCUGUGGGCACGGCUCUGCUGUGGCAUGGAGAAAUGGGUGCAGAUACAAACCUAACCCUGCUCUCAGAUAUUCAUGCUUCGGUCUCUUCCAUUUGUUUGUUUCUCUCUUUGACAUUUCUGCCUUCCCAGGAGCUGGCAAGAGCGGUGUGUCCUUUUGGCAGUGGGCACUGGAAGCCAGUGGAAAGGACAUUUUCAGCUACAGAGACAGUCAUAAAAAGCUGACUCUUGCAGGGGGCUUGAGGACAUGCCCAUUUUGGUGCUGCUGCUGUGUCUUUCUGUCUUUUCCUUGCCAGCAGAAUGGGGAGACCCAGAGAGUAGGCAGCAGGUCCAGGGACAGUGCGUACAGCUAUGAGAUCACAGAUACCUAGUUUACAUUAGAGUUUUCAGUUUUUGCACUUUUUUUUAACCUUUUUAUAUUCUGGAUAAGUGUUCAUAACAAAGCAGUUAGUAAUGGGAAAGGCCUGUGCUUCAGUCAUGACUUAACAGAAAUACUGCACCUCUCCCAUUUCUGCCACUCCUGCAGUGCCAAAUAUAGCUGGAUGAAAAGGGGUGAGAGGAAAUGUCUCCUCCUAUUUGUCUUCUUCUUCCUGCCUAUGUUUUCUUCUUUUGUUUUCCUACCCCCAAGCAGUGUAAAUAAUGCUCAAUACUUGGUCUGUUUGUUUUUCCUUCCCAUCUCUUUUUUAGGUGUGGAGAAAGCUGAUUUCAGGAGUUUCCCGUAUUUGUACGGGGUAUAUAUUUUUUGUUUUAAAAAAAACAUGAUUCUCUGAUUAGGGGGAAUUUGGUCUCUUGCAAUUCCUCGCCAUUUUUUCACAGACCUCCUUUUGGGAGGGAGAGGUUUUGAAAGGAAAUUGUUUCACUUUCAGCUCUCACCAGAAAAUAAACAGGGACAACAAAAGCAAAAAUUGUAUAAGGUUAUUGAUUUUGCUGGAGGACUGAAGAGAACCAGCAGAGAUUACCCAAGUGCUGAGUUUUAAUUGCAAGACCUCUUGCAAGGAAGCAUCAGCAGAGCAUGGGUGUAGAUCAGAUGCUGGAUCUGAUGAGCUAUAGAAAGGAAUUUGCCUGGACACUGCCAUACUGUUCCAGGAGCAACUCUUUUCUCACUUACUCUGACUCAUAUUUGCUCUGUUUAAUUCAUGAUACAUUUGUAUCUUCUUUGCCUCCUCUUCAGGCUUGGUGUGUUUUUUGGAUGACAGGAGAGUGAUACAUGCUUCUUUCCUGCUUCAGGUUCAGUUCCUGCAUAUUUUCAGGGAAGAAUGUCUAAGGUGAACAAAAUGUCACUGGAGGAAUAUCAUCAAGUCUCAGAGUUUAGACAGCUCCUGGCAAGCAAAGCAAAUGAUGUCCAGGAAUUGUGAAAAGUAGGAAUGGCACUCUCAGGAAGAACUUCACCCCGAUCAGCUGUUUCCCACUGACACAGGCAGCUGCAAAAAGAGGGACUCCUUUUUCAAUACCCAGGUCUUUCCAGCCAAGUCCACUUCAAGCAGAUCUGUCUUCCCUCUCCACUGCACCUCUAAAGGAAAGACCUCUGGGAUGUUUAAGUUACACUGGUAAUUUGAUGUAGGUAAGAGAGAAAAGUUAUUGUGACCCAUCUUUUUUUAUGUGUUUCCUUGGUCUUGCUUCUGUAUUUCUAAGGAGGUCGCUCUUCUCCUGAGUGAUGAGCUUUCAAUAUCUCUUCAAAGAUAUUUACACAUUCAGGUACUAACCUCCCCUGGGCAGCAAGGCUUGAUAAAAAUGAUCUCCUAUAGUUCUUGCAGGGCCAUUGGAAGCUCAUUGUCCUGAACUGGCUUGGGUCCAGCUGUGGCGCAGGGCCUGGGAGAUCACACUAGCCAGAAAAGGCAGAUGGGGCAAGUGCCAAGAGCACUUCAGCAGAUGAGUAAAUGAGUAAGUUUAAAGCUAUUUCUCUUUUAAAAGGUCUUUAGGGAAACAAAAAUGGUUGGGUGUGUACCUUUGUGGGAGAUUUGGGUGGCUUGUUUGUUUCUUUCUCCAAACCAUUUUGUUCCCAUGUGCCUCUCCAGGACCAAUCUGGAUGUUUACAGUAACUUUCAGAGUAGCUUCUGAUCAUCCCUUUGUGUUGUUUACAGGACUGGGACAAGUGGGUCAACUUGUCCAGGCUUCUUUUUCUUUAAGAUGGACAUGUGGUACAUUUACUAAGAUGUCUGAUUGAUGUCUAAAAGAUAGACCUUAUCUCCAUGGAAAGCAGUGACAGUGAGUUAUCUACAUAAGGAAAAGUGUGAAAAAAAUUGACCAUAUAGAAAAUUCUGUGGAGUCCAACAGAAGAGAAGAGAAAAUCUGUAGGUUCUUCUUGCCUCUGUGGAAUUGGGAUAAAGAGUUAUACCCUACUUUAUAGUACCAUAACCUGCUGUCUUAGAAACCUGUAGAGAGCCUCAUUCUCUGUGAAUGCAGACUGGUUUGAAAACCACUCUCUAUAAAAACCUUCCAGCUUACUAAAUUCUGUAUUUUUUUUCAUAAAUGACUUAACAUUCUGUGAACAAUAAAAUUUCAGCCUUUUCCUGAAAGAAAGAAAAAGGCUAUUUUCCAUACCUCUCCACAGUCCAAAAGAGCUAAUUGCUAGGAGUCUGACUAGAGAGAGCAGAUCUUCCAGUUCACACUUGCCACCCGAGUGAGCAGCCUGAGCUGAACUGGAAAGGCAGUUUGAAUCUCUUUGAAAGUGGAAAAUUGUUUGUGUAAUCUGGUCCUUUCUUACAUAACAGGCCUGCUGCCUGUGUGUAUCCAAUACCAGAGAGAGAGACCUGGAACCUCCUGUACAUUUCCCAGAAAAGCUGUUAUUAUAUAGAUAUACACCUAUUCAAGCAUAUGGGAGGCACAGGUGCUCUGUGAGCGAAAUUUGGCCUGCAGUCCCUUUAUCCUGGUGAGGAGGGAUGAGUUGGAGAGAGUCCAGCCAAACAGUCAGAGCCCAAAUUGUGUUUGUGAGGCUGUAAAUAAGAAGGAAAGGUGAGCUCAGUAUCCCUGAUCUGCAGUUACUAAGAAACUGAGCUCUGCUGUUUGAUGCCACAAACAUAUUAUGAAGCAAAGCUGCACUACAGAAAAUUUUGGGUAUUCUUGAAGUAGUGGAGAUAGAAGAUUCCCAUCUUUCCUCCAAGCCUUUGUCUUCAGCAGGAACUUGUUGAAAUUACUGUGCUAAACAUGAAAUAAGGCUUAACCAGAAGUGACCCUAAUUUAAAAUAUCCUACUGGAAGAAAAUUCUCUCUUGUUCCUUCUGCCAUGAUUGCUCAUACCUGAUUAGUUAUACUCUUUCAUGAGCUUUUCUUUUAUAUAAAUCUGAAGCUUUCUUUACAAGCCCUCUGGGUUCUCUUCAAUUUCAUUACCUCAGGCUCUGGGACAGAGAAGUUUAACUGCUUCUUUCAGUUUCUGUGCCUCUAAAUCAUCAUCCUCUUUUGGAGAGCUGCUGACAAGUCAUCCACUUGCUUUUUCCCCUUAAAAAAUGGUAACAUCACCUUUCAGGACAGGCUUGCUGCAGAGAACAAGUUUAGCCAUGCUUCUAAGCUGAUCCAGUGGUGAGCUGCUUUGAAGGAAGGGGAGCUCUGCUCUGACCAUGCUCACCUCCCCCAGCCCUUGGGCAAGUGCUGAUGCACAGCUGGCCCACACCAAGCCAGGGACUUUUAGCCUGCUAUAAAAGUGAAGAUGGAGGAGCUGUGAGCAGAGGGAGAGAGAGUGCUGUUCUCAGCAGCUGGCCUUCCUUUAUGUCAGGUUGGAGAAACUGGGAAAAGCACUUUGAAAUGGCAUCUUCACGAUGAGUCUAAGCUGCUCAAAGGAGCUGUCCUGCCUCCUCUCUUCCACCACCACCACCAGCUCUGUACUUCUACUGCCUAAAAAGCACCAGCACUAACACUCAUUUGGCUGCUCAGGAACUGGCCCCAUUGAAAACUAACCCAGUCCCCUACCUAAAUAAAGGUUUCAGUGAGGUGAACUCUUCAUAUUGCUUCUCUUGGUGAGGCAGGCAUCACUGAGGGCUGCUAAAUGUGUAGAUGGUUAUGUGGAAAACUGGUUGCAGAUGCAACUUGAAUUGGUUUAAGCUGAUUGUGAUAUGUCUGUCUGAAAAGAAUAAGGGUACCAAGAAGGAUAUUUUUCACCAUUUUCUUCCUUCGUGUUUUCCUUGGAAUUUUUAGUAUGAUCUUACUUGAUUUGGUCUUUGUUAUUUAUGCCCUGUUGUUUCCCUCACUGUUCCCUUCCACAGGCUCCUUUGAGGUAAACCCUGGAAACUGGGCAGGAGGACAUGAGUAACUUGAUAUAUGCAUGAAAUUAAUAAAAUUAACAUGCACAAAUCGUGUAUGCACUCAGUGAUCAAACUCCAUGGCAGCUAAAGAUACUGACAAGUCUUAUCCUGUAAUUGCAAGAGGGGAGACUUGUUUAAGAGUGAAGCAUAGCUGUUGGAAGGGAUAUUUAUCCCUAUUUUCAGGCCAGUUCCAGUCCAAUGUGAGAUACAGAAGAGUACUUCACACCUAGGCAGAGCCUGUGCCUGCUGUACUGUGUGCAGCAGCAAUGACAAAUGUUCAGUGUAGCCCUGGAGAACUGGAGAAGGAAAGUCAUCUCUCUGUUUGACAGAGGUAGGAGGUGUUGUGGUGAGGCAAGGUUGUGUGCAACAGCACAGGCCUGUGCACCACUCUGUGUGGCAGGGAGGGAAAGGCUUGGAAGAAGGUCCAGAAAAGCCUGAUGUCUUUUGUUUACACAACACAGGUAAGAAGCUUCAUGGCAAACUCCCAGCGGAGUGGACUGAGGUACAGAAUUGCUAAACAAGCUGUAAGUCCAGGAUUGUUGCAGUUUAUGGUACUCCUUAGUCCAAAUCACACUUUUUUUUUGAGACAGUGAUAGGAAAGAGACCUCCCUGGGUUUGGGUACCUGCUAGCUACUUCUUCGUUGUCUUCAAAAAAAAAACCUCACAGUGUGUUUUGUUCUUCAGGGAAAUCGUAUGAGAAAUACACAAAAUAAGAACUUACUCCUUGCCCAAAUGAAGUUAGUGUGAGUUCUGAUCUCACUGGAAAGCCAAAACACCUAAAUUCAGCUUAGUUUGCCUUAACUGUUGUAUUGAUAAUUGCCUAAAAGGAGAAGCAAACUCAGAUAACCUGCCUCUAAGUGCUAUAAAAAGCAGAGCAACGUUGGCAAAGUCUAAGCUCUUCCUUCUAAUUUCUCCCAGGUGGAUUUUCCAGUGUUCCUUGUUCAGACAACUCUGGCAUAUCUUUUAAACAAGCUGUUUGACUUUUUCUAAAAGAAAAAAAGAAAAGAAAAGAAAGAAAAAAAAUUAAUUCCAAUACAGAGAUUAUCAGCAGCUUACAGCUAGAAAAAUGUAAAUAAGUAAUACUUUCAUCUUUGAUUUUCCUCCCCUGUAGCAAUCUGACAGGGAAAGAUUUCUAUGCCAUGGCUCAGGGAAAGGAAAAAUAAACAGGGAAAAUGUGAGUAAAAUGGUGCCUAUUAGAACUAAAUGUAUGUGUAGGACAGCCUACAGUCAUUAAAGCACAGUCUCAAAUACGGUUGCAAGCUGUAAAGUCAGUGUCAGGUGCCUCUUUUGUACCAUGGGCUUUUCCCAGGCUGAGUAGUAGCGAACCUGUGCAUGAGCAGAAGAGCUGCACUUCUGUGCCAGAUCAGUGUCUCUGUGUCUCAGAGUAUGUCCUGGAGCCUGGGGACACCGUGCUCCCUGGGCAGCACAGCCAGUUCCGUGGAAUGACUGGGAUAAGGGUGAGGGUUACCAUGUUAACAAAUGGAUGUGGAAGAUCUGCGCUUGCAACAUCAGGGUCUAUUUACAUCCUUGCACUGACAUUUUCCCCAGCAUAGGCAGACCAAAGUGUUAUUUUUUUCCUUGAAAAUGAAGAGAAGGUCUAUGAUUGUCAUUGUUGGUCUGCACAAAAGAAAAGAAAUAUGUGCUGUAUUUUUCCAGUGCAGAUACACGUUGUUGGAAGAGGAAACCAGUGCAGAUACCACAGAAUCGCAGAAUGGUUGAAAGGGACCAUCAAGUCCAACCCCUCUGCCAUGGACAGGACCUACCCACUGAUGUGUAGUAGAUGCUGUCUUUUGGGAAGAGAGGGGUUGCAGUGUUCUGUGGAAAGAAUGCUCCUGCUAGGAUCUUCCUCAUCUCCUUCAGCCGGGGACAUUUUAAAUGCCCUCUGAAACCUAGUCUUGUUUUUGCUUUCCCAUAAGGGAUCAAAUGUCCAUGCUUGCAAGACAAAAACAUCUAAAAAGGCUUUUCUCCAUUAUGGAAACAAGAUUGUGCAUCAAGAUUUGCUUCUAAUAAGAUAAAGGCAUGUAGUCCAGAUUCAUUGGCCUUCUGGAUUCAUUUUCAUUUGGCAUGGAAAUCCAGUCAUGAGUGGAUUGGAGGCCACAAGGUUAAGAAUCCUCUUCCAGAGCUCUGCCAUGUUCCCAUAAGGCAAGUGUAGGUGGAUUUCCCUUCUUUUCAGAUACUGCAUGCUUCAGCAACGUAGCAAGCCAAAAGCUCUUUUGCAGGUAUAUAUUCUUGUUUGGCUUUAAUUUUUCUUCUCUGAUUUGUGGAUGUUGUGCAUGAUUGGAGGUCUCUGGGAAUCCCUACACUAUAAAACUGGAACUCAAAAGUAAUUUUACAGGGAACAGGAUUCCUCUUGUUUCAGCUCUUUUCAGACGUGGGUGGGUACAGGCAGAGGAUUGGGAGGUACAAGGGUGGUGGAUGGGAGUCUCAAGGGUGGCGUGCAGAAUGGAUUCCUGAACCAUGUGUAAAAAUAACUAAAGGCUCAGGUCUGCAAAUGUUGUAUUCUCAGUAUCUGAAACUCCUUUAGCAUAAGUGUAUGGGACAAUGGAGGUUGCUGCAAAGCAGUUCUCAAGGGCUUCCCCCCAAGCCUGGAUGUGUUUUCUGUAGAGGGGAGGCUGCAUGGGGAUUGUCUGUAUCCUGUUCAGCUAGUGUUUACAGAGGUGCAUUGAUGUGUGGGGAGAAGGUACUGAAUGCAAGCAAAACAAAAAGGAAAAGGGACCCGCUACUGAAAGCUUUCAUCCUUACAUUGUCCCACACUAGCCCUUAAUAACUGAGUCUGAUUUGCCUUUGGUCUUCCAGCUCCAAAACAUGUUUGCCUGAAAAUUUUUGUUGGAUAUACUUCGCAUGUUUUGAUAAUGUGACUUACGAGAUAAACACUUCUACAGAGCUAUAUAUAAAUACAUCCAUGUGCAACCACCUGCAUACAUGUGCACACAUUACAUAUAGACUUAGAGAACUAUAUGGCACUGCACACCUCCAUGCCUGUACGUGGCAGCAACCACAGUAAAGGAGGGGAGGUAGCUCAAAAUAGCAUGUACAGUCCUUUAUGGAGUUGUUAUUAAACAGAAUGUGGUCUUGCC